UAUCAUAAUGCAUAAAAUCAAUGAUUUACGAGUAUAUAUAAUUUCAACUUGGAAUGAUUAUUUGUCAAUUAUUUUACUGUCACAGUAAAAAAUGUGCUAGUUUUUAGAAGGUAUAUGAAAUUGAGAACAUGUGGAAAUUAACAAUUUUCUUCUACCUUUGGAUUUGCUGUUUACAAUCUAGUAAGGCAUAUCAUUUAUCGACCGACGAUGAAUGGUGGAAGACAGCUACAUUUUAUCAAAUCUAUCCAAAAUCCUUUAAAGAUUCUGAUGGUAAUGGGAUAGGUGAUCUACAAGGUGUGAUCGAAAAGUUGGAUUAUAUUAAAGAUCUAGGAGUCACUGGCGUUUGGUUGUCUCCUAUUUUCAAAUCUCCACAAGCUGAUAAUGGAUAUGAUAUAAGUGACUACAGAGAUAUUGAUCCGCAGUUUGGGACUCUGGAAAUAUUUUUGGAGCUAUUGAAAGAAGCACAUAAACGAGGGAUAAAAGUUGUUUUGGACUAUGUUCCCAAUCAUACGAGUGACCAGCAUGAAUGGUUUAAAAAAUCUGAAAAUGGAGAGAAGCCUUAUGAUGAAUACUAUAUUUGGAAAGAUGGAAAAAAUGGAUCAAAAACUGAACCCCCAAAUAAUUGGCUUAGUGUUUUUGGACAUUCUGGGUGGACUUGGAGCGAAAAAAGACAACAAUUUUAUUACCACGCAUUUCUUAAAGAACAACCUGAUUUGGAUUAUCGCAAUCCAUUGGUCAGACAGGAAAUGAAAGACGUUUUAUCAUUCUGGUUAGAUACUCAUAACGUCGAUGGUGUCAGGAUGGAUGCAGUCAGUAAACUAGUUGAAGAUGCUGCAUUUCUUGAUGAACCUAAGUCUAAUGCACCUGGUGUAGCUGACUUUAUGUACGACUAUCUAACUCACACUUAUACAGAAAAUCAACCAGAAGGUUACGACGUGGUUUAUGAAUGGAGAAGUCAUUUAGAAAGUAUUUCUAAGAAAAAGGAAAGUUCAAGAAUAUGCAUGGCUGAAGAUGGGGCAAAUUUCACACUAACAUUGCCUUAUUAUGGUACUCUUAACGGAUCUGUAUUAGGAGCCCACUUCCCCUUCAAUUUCUUCUUUCUGCCACUAAACACCACUUCUAACGGAGGGCAAAUAGCGAAUAUAAUAAACGAAUGGUUAAUUAGACUUCCAAAGAUAUAUACUUUGAACUGGGUGCUAGGUAACCACGAUCUGCACAGAAUAGCUUCAAGAGUAGGCAAAGAAAAGGUUGACGCCUUAAAUAUGCUCACAGCAGUUUUACCAGGCAUCCAAAUAACUUACAACGGUGAGGAAAUUGGUAUGGAAGAUGGAGAAGUGACUUGUGAACAAGGCGAUGACCUGAAAAGUAAUUGUACUCUCUAUCCUUCUGUAAGUAGAGAUUUUGAAAGAACUCCCUUCCAAUGGGACAGCAGCGAGUUUGCCGGAUUUACCAACGGAACAUCUACUUGGUUGCCUGUCAGUAGCAAAAAAGAUAACUGCAAUGUUGCCGAUCAACUUAAAGACGAUAGAAGCCAUUUGAGUAUUUAUAAAAGUUUACAAAAAUUGAGGAAGACAUUAAACAGUAGAUCAGAAAUCGAAGUAAAUGCCCAAGGAAACGAUAAAAAUGUAUUGGAAGUAGCAAGGUUUAACAAAGUUAACGGUUCAAAUACUGAUUUGGUUGAAUUUAUUUGUAAUUUAGGAAACACUGCGGCUGAUGUUUCUUUGCUUGAAAAUAACAAUGUUGGAUAUAAAGUGCUUAUAAGCAGUAAAAAUUCAAAACGAAAGCCAGGUGACAUUGUUGACAACAAAAGUCUGGUGCUGGAUCCAUACGAAGCGCUUAUUCUCGGAGAAGCUUAGUUUGUUGUUAGCAUAGCUUUAAUAUAUUAGUUUUUAACUGUAAAUUGUAUAAAUAAUAUCUAAAUUAAAUUAUAUUUAUUAA
Molecule: messenger RNA, 1938 nt
Organism: Diabrotica virgifera virgifera (western corn rootworm)
Lineage: Eukaryota; Metazoa; Arthropoda; Insecta; Coleoptera; Chrysomelidae
Product: maltase A1
Exons: 7
Coding region: 129-1856 (575 amino acids)
Biological process (GO): carbohydrate metabolic process
Source: RefSeq, a predicted model, not a curated record